Messenger RNA from Thalassophryne amazonica, 2694 nucleotides. RefSeq names its product zinc finger DHHC-type palmitoyltransferase 8a (gene zdhhc8a). Gene Ontology annotation, biological process: protein palmitoylation. Lineage: Eukaryota; Metazoa; Chordata; Actinopteri; Batrachoidiformes; Batrachoididae. The record is from RefSeq and is a predicted model, not a curated record. Gene Ontology annotation, molecular function: palmitoyltransferase activity. The transcript has 10 exons. The coding region runs from base 245 to 2644 and encodes 799 amino acids.
CACAUUACAGCGGGGGGUCUGUGACUGGUCACGCCAUUCACAAGCUCCACCUUUGGGAUAAAUCAGCGGCGGCAUCUGUGCGCUGCUGUCCGGUCAGGACACAUGUCGGAUGGUGUGUAGCGUUUGGGUUUCCAGCCUCCGUCUUUUUUUACAUUAUCUAGCGCUCUAUGAAGGUUUUUGUGAGAAAACAUACACGGAUCAGCAUUUAUCCGCCGUGUGCGGUCGUUGUUAGUAUGUCACGCUGAUGACUGUGGACAGGAUGCCCGCCAGCGGCGCCGACAACUCGCUGAAAGUCAGCGCCUUCAUCCCGGUGUGCACCGCCGCCUGCCUCCUGGUCGGUUCCACCUCCGGCUUCUUCGUCUUCACGUGCCCGUGGCUGGCUCUGACCAUCUCCCCUGCUGUGCCACCAUGCUGUGCUGUCGUCUUCCUGUUCGUGCUGGCCAACUUCACCAUGGCAACCUUCAUGGAUGCCGGUGUGCUGCCAGUGGCUAACGAAGACGAGGACAAGGAGGAUGAAUUCCGUGCACCGCUGUACAAGAACGUGGAUGUGAAGGGAGUCCAAGUUCGGAUGAAGUGGUGUGCUUCCUGCCACUUCUACAGACCGCCGCGCUGCUCCCACUGCAGUGUCUGCGAUCACUGUGUGGAGGACUUUGACCAUCACUGUCCCUGGGUGAACAACUGCAUUGGGAGACGAAACUAUCGCUACUUCUUUCUGUUUCUGCUGUCGCUGACAGUGCACAUGGUCUGCGUUUUCACAUUCGGUCUUAUCUAUGUCCUGAACCACAUGGAUGACUUAUGGAAGCUUCACUGCACAGUCACUUUGGCAGUGAUCAGUAUAUCAGGACUCUUUCUUAUUCCAAUUCUGGGCCUCACCGGAUUCCACCUCUACCUGGUCUCCAGAGGACGAACCACCAAUGAACAAGUAACAGGGAAGUUUCAAGGAGGAGUUAAUCCUUUUACACGAGGUUGUUGCAGCAACCUGGAGUAUUUAUUUUGCAGUCCCAUCUCUCCAAAUUACACAGAAAGACCCUGGAACAAAACAGCCGUCCACAUUCAGCCUCCAUUCCUGAGACCAGAGAUCGACGGGGAGACCUCACCGAAAGUCAGGGAUAACGGAAUACAGAGUAAAGAUGUCCAAAAUAAACUUUCUACAGUUGGAGAUAUUGAGCUGAAAACUCCACCUCCUAUCCCACCCAAACCAGACCACAGCCUCCUCAAAAGUCAAGUGUCUGCUCUUGAUGAUACGGGGCACAAUACCAAAACCAUCAUUCCCGUAUCUAUACCCACUGUACCGCAGCUGAGACCAGUUUUAGAGGCCAUAUCCAGAGGAUCUUCACCCAUUCUUCCAGAGCAGUUGCUGAAGACAUCUGAGCAGCAAGGGAACAGCAAAGGACCUGAUGUCAGUUCUGAGUCCAAAGGAAGCCCAGUGAGAAGGAGCCCCCAGAACAACUGGUCUGUUGAGGCCAACACAAUCUCCAACCCGCUGCAGGCCAACCCUCUUAUACUCAGCUCCCGCUCUCUUGUCCCAAAACACAACAACAUCCACAGCAGCAAGUCCCAACUGCCUGGUGUGCUUGCGGAGGGUUUGGGUUCCAAUCCCCUGCCAGUCUUGACCUCUCCUUCCAGCCUGCUGACCAACCACAGCAGUGGCUACCCAUACAAUAGUCUUGUCAACCCUGCAGAUCCUCACCUUGUGGGAAAAAGAGGGGCUCCUUCAGUGGGGUACCAUGCACAUUUUAUGAUCCAUGGUACAGAUGGGUCUGUGGUGCCGCGAUCAGCUCCUCAUGCCUACAGUCCCGUUUUUGUUGGUGUCACCAGACACUCUCCUCAACUUAGAGAGCCCUCACCUGCCUUGCAGGGUCUCACAUCCAGGGAUCCUUCACCUUCCUUCCAGGGUUUCAUACAGAGAGAUUCUUCUCCUGGUUUUCAAGGGCUGUUGACAAGGGAUCUCACAUCCCAUCCUGCAACAUCACAAGAUGCAACCCGUCCAGGUCUGGGCAUUCGUGAUAUGACAUCUCAGUGUCUUCGAGACAGCCUUUGUGAUCUUGGCCCACAUGGCUUAACUCCUCAGAAAUCUGCAGCCGCACGCUAUGACAGCUUUUCAAAAACCUUCAUAGCAUCAAUCCACGAGAGAAAAGAAAUGGAGGAAAGAGAGAGAAUGCUGCACCUUCAGGCCAGAUCUCAGGCACUCUAUGGCCCGGAUAUGGGUAUCUACGACAUCCCCAGCAGGCGCAGCCUGCCACCAGACAACAUCCGACCUCAAGGUUCCCGUGGAGCAACUCCACCAGCCUAUGGCUCCCGUGAAUUUCUGAUGAGUACAGGCAUCCUGGGCUACGGGCUGAGGACUUCGCCGCUCUCCAGUUCCUCCACAUCGUCGCUCACUCGGGGUCUUAAACCAUCCAGCUCUCCUCUGCACAGCAGCAGCAGCCUGCAGAGUAAAGGCAGAUCAUCACCUCCAGCCUGCGGCCCUCCUGACAGCCAAAUGCAUGCCCUCCCCUCCUCCACAGCUACCCUGCCCCGUAUGCCCUCCACCGCUGCCUCCGCCGCCACCUCCUCAUAUGCCACUUAUGGCACAAGAAAACGAUCCUCAAUGACAUACUCCUCCAAAGGGAAGGACUCAUUCACCCAGGGAGCUCAGAAAUAAAAUUAAAAAAGCACUCUGUGUUUGUAAUGGUGUGAAUGAAUCAUCUAUGC